AUGACAACAGCCACCCGACAAGAAGUUCUCAGUCUGUACUGCAGGAUUUUCAGGCCUGCGAGGAGGUGGCAUGCGGCAUCGGGGCAGAUGGAGGACACUAUCAGAGAAAAGCAGUACAUUAUAAAUGAAGCCAGAACGUUGUUCCAGAAAAACAAAAAUCUUACAGAUUCAGAACUAAUUAAACAAUGUAUAGAUGAAUGUACAGUAGGAAUUGAAAUCGGAUUGCAUUAUCAGAUCCCAUAUCCAAGGCCAACUCACCUGCCUCCAAUGGCCCUCACUCCCCUACAGAGUCGUGGACUUCAAACCCAGGAGAAGCUAAGGAAACUUUCCAAACCAUUAUAUCUCAAGUCUCACAGUGAAGUUUCUUAA
Messenger RNA from Trichosurus vulpecula (common brushtail), 369 nucleotides. RefSeq names its product LYR motif-containing protein 1-like. The transcript has a single exon. Gene Ontology annotation, cellular component: mitochondrion. Bases 1 to 369 code for a protein of 122 amino acids. Lineage: Eukaryota; Metazoa; Chordata; Mammalia; Diprotodontia; Phalangeridae. The record is from RefSeq and is a predicted model, not a curated record.